AUGGGAAAUGGGUAGUGUUGUUAGAAAGUGGAUAGAGUAGAAACUUUUUAAUAUGAUGAUGAAACAUCUCAUCCUGAGACAUCUAAAAGAGGAUCCUUAAAAUAAGGAGAUUAAUAACCAUAAAUGUUAAGUUAGUCAGAUUCAGAUGAAGAAUAUCCAAAAAGAAAAUAAAAUAAAUUUGGAGUCUUGAAGGAACCAAAUAAAACAUCAUAACUCUCAACAAUCUAAUAAUAUUCAUUUUAAAGUUUUUCAUCAGAGCAACAAUUUCAAAAUUUUGUUACAUUUCAAGCAUUGCCAUCUUAGCAUGGAAUUUAAGGAAAUGUAUUUUAAAAGUUUUAAGCAGAAAUGAACUAAAUUGCCCAAUAAUAAUAAACAUAAGCACCUAAAAACUCAAAAAAAGUGUAAUUUGCAAUUUGA
This is a messenger RNA of Paramecium primaurelia, 417 nucleotides long. The record is from the annotation of a GenBank genome assembly. Lineage: Eukaryota; Ciliophora; Oligohymenophorea; Peniculida; Parameciidae.